Messenger RNA from Plectropomus leopardus (leopard coralgrouper), 977 nucleotides. RefSeq lists its product as uncharacterized. Gene Ontology annotation, biological process: regulation of transcription by RNA polymerase II; sex differentiation. The record is from RefSeq and is a predicted model, not a curated record. Gene Ontology annotation, molecular function: DNA-binding transcription factor activity, RNA polymerase II-specific; RNA polymerase II cis-regulatory region sequence-specific DNA binding. Gene Ontology annotation, cellular component: nucleus. Lineage: Eukaryota; Metazoa; Chordata; Actinopteri; Perciformes; Serranidae.
AUGUCCCUGUCCAAAGAAAGAUCGGUAUCCACAGAACUGACGGUAGCCGCCGCCGAGCAGAGCCGUAGACAGCCGAAAUGCACCCGGUGCCGACACCACGGGAUCAUCAUCCCCAAGAAGGGCCACAUGAAGCACUGUCCCUUUCUCCAGUGUGACUGUUGGGCGUGUUAUAUCAUCACCCAGCGGACUCGGAUCACCGCCGUCCAGCGAAAUCAGAAGAAAAAUCACCCCAAAAGUAAAGAGCAGCGACCCGGCGGACACACCGGAGUCACCGUGGUGAAAGAAGAGGUUGAGGGGACUAGUAGCGCCGCGGCCCCGGGCGGAGGCGCUCGUCCGUCGGCCACGUCUGGACGCGUGUGUCUCCCAGCGGAUGGGGCCUCAGAGCGAGCCGCCACCAACGCCAGGAGCCCCCUGGAUCUCCGGAGCGGAGCUGCCGCGGGAAGAGAGGCUGCGGCCGGUUUGGACUACGGAAAAGUGCCCUCAGCUUCCAGUGAGGAACAGACAUGUGCCCCUCACUUCAAUGAAUUUGGCCAGACUGCACCUCUGCCUUUUAUCCACUUCCCAUUGGAGGUUUUGGGUCAUUUCUCCAGCGGCUACGCUCCGUGUCCAAACUUUCUGCUCAACAUGCCAUGGUUGCCACCCGUGCCUGCUGGGCUUUACAACGAAGCCCUCCACGGACCCCUGAUGUUCUCCCACUUCCAGUCGCAUGCUGUGUAUUAUCCACCUGCUGGACUUCCUGCUGAUCGCAAACUGGUCUUCUUUACCCUCCAACCGCCUCCACUCCCAGAGCCCGUCCAGGAGGCGCUGAUGUCAAGGCAGCUCGCACAGCCUCCGCUGCCAUCACACGACGAGCCCAACGGAGAGGAGCUGGAUUAAAGCACAGAGAGCAAGAUCAGAGGCGGACUGCACUGUAAGAAUUAACCCUGUGAAACCUGUCAAAUGGGCUUGUCUUUCAAAAACAUGGAAAGAGGACGAUG